AUCGCGCGAUGAACUCUCCAUGGUUCUUGGAGCCUGGUUCGCGCGCACCUCCAGCCUAGUACGACGCGUCAUGGGUUCGACAGCGUACGCGGCCUACAACAAUGGCUCUGCCGGCGCCGGCAAUGCGCACACGGUGACGGCGAUGGGCCGGUGGUCCGUCCUCGAUAAGCAGCUCCCGGCCGUCGACAAGAUCAAGGCGAUUCACGUCUACGACUUUGACAACACCCUUUUCAAGACGCCGCUACCAAAUCCGAAACUAUGGAACGGCCCGACGAUAGGGAUGCUGGCGAACCCUGAUGCCUUCGUCAACGGCGGUUGGUGGCACGACUCGCGCAUCCUCGCCGCGACGGGCGAGGGCAUUGCCAAGGAAGAGCCGCGCGGUUGGAACGGGUGGUGGAACGAACAGAUCGUUGAGCUCAUUCACCUCAGUAACAAGCAGAAGGAUGCGCUUUGCGUCCUGCUCACGGGCCGCUCCGAGUCCGGCUUCGGCGAGCUCAUCAAGCGCAUGGUGGCAAGCAAGGGUCUCGAGUUUGACCUGAUCUCCCUGAAGCCCGCCGUCGGCCCCAACAACGAGCGCUUUGCCAACACCAUGAUGUUCAAGCAGACGUUCCUCGAGGCUCUAAUGGAGACAUACAGGCAUGCGGAGGAGAUCCGCAUUUACGAGGACCGGGUAGCGCACGUCAAGGGUUUCCGUCACUUCUUGGACGAGUACAACGCCAAGAAGAUCAACGGCGUAGAGACUCCAAUGACACGAGGGCCUAUCAACGGCGAGGUGAUCCAGGUAGUUGAUAUGGUCACAUACCUUGAUCCCAUCGUCGAGGUCGCCGAGGUGCAGCAGAUCAUCCACGACCACAACACCGCCCUGUCGAAGGGACAGCGCGGCACGAGAGGCGAGCGCCUGGCCAUCAAGAAGACGGUGUUCUAUACAGGAUACAUGAUCAACAACGCUGACACACAGCGCUUGCUCACGCUCGUACAGCUCCCCCAGAACCUCCCCGAAGGGGACCUGAAGCGCCACGCAAACAACAUCAUGAUCUGCCCGCGGCCGUGCCCGCCCGCCAUCCUGGAGAAGAUCGGCGGCCUGGGCAGCAAGAUGACCUGGGAAGUGACUGGCUCGGCCUGCUUCGAGAACACCAUCUGGGCGGCGUGCGUCAAGCCCGUGCCCGCCACGGCAAAGUUCCACACAGGCGACCCGGUCCCGCUCGUCGUGUUAGCGCUGCGUAAGGGCGCGCGUCACGUCGACGCCGGUAAGAUCCAGCACUGGCAGCCCGUGCCGCCCGACCGCGCCUUCCGCUUCGAAACCACCGUCGGCGAGAAGAUCCUCCUCCGCAUCGAGCCCGAGGACCACCACCCUCACCGCGAGCCGGCCUCCCACGCCAGAGCCUUCAACAAGCGCAAGCACACCGCCGCCGCGGACGACUUCCGCGCCCGCUCGAGCGUUGGCCCCCAGCCGCCGCAGCAGCCGCAGCAGCAGCAGCAGCAGCAGCAGCAGCAGCAUCGGCAGUUCCACCAG
This is a messenger RNA of Thermothielavioides terrestris NRRL 8126, 1513 nucleotides long. RefSeq lists its product as uncharacterized. The transcript is spliced from 2 exons. The annotation marks the transcript as partial. Gene Ontology annotation, biological process: box C/D sno(s)RNA 3'-end processing; rRNA methylation. The record is from RefSeq and is a predicted model, not a curated record. Gene Ontology annotation, molecular function: rRNA methyltransferase activity; histone H2AQ104 methyltransferase activity; RNA binding. Lineage: Eukaryota; Fungi; Ascomycota; Sordariomycetes; Sordariales; Chaetomiaceae. Gene Ontology annotation, cellular component: box C/D methylation guide snoRNP complex; small-subunit processome.